Molecule: messenger RNA, 606 nt
Organism: Metarhizium robertsii ARSEF 23
Lineage: Eukaryota; Fungi; Ascomycota; Sordariomycetes; Hypocreales; Clavicipitaceae
Exons: 1
Coding region: 1-606 (201 amino acids)
Source: RefSeq, a predicted model, not a curated record
AUGUCGCACAGGGCGCAGUCCAUUAUUUCUCCCCUCAUGCCGUAUAACCGAAAUACAAUAAAGCAAGCGCAAAGUAUUGCGCCUCGUCCAACACCAGAAUUCUCGGAAUUGCGUCGAAAAUGCCCCGGUUGGCGGCAGCCCAGGCAAGAACAAUGCAGAGACUUGACCGAGAUGCUCCAGACAAGCAAAGCCAUGUCCAUCCCGGUGCAGAACUCACAUCGGCGGCAUCUCCGCGGUGUUGUUUGGGCCCGCGUCUUCGAGGUGCUCCUUUGCAUUGACUCCUCGCCAUCCGAACCAGCACCGACGGGUUCUUCCGGGGCUAAGGAGUUUUUUGUUGCCAACAGGUCAGUAUGUGAUCCGUGGGAUUUCGCUUCUCUGUGGGCGGUUUGUGGUGGCUUACUUGACGAUGGUCAUGAUGCCUGCGUCGUCAUCCCUCGUGUAACCCCAGGACACGGUGAAGUUGCUGCCCACGCACCUCUGGUCGGAGAAGGAGGCAUGUCUCGCGUCCCCGUUGACGUGAACCAGCAUGUAGCAGUACAUGGGGUCGAGGUUGGGGCUGCUGAUGUCGAAUCUCAUCCAGAUGUCCCCGUCGCUUGGGAUACCUAA